AUGGUCGAUUAUUGGGCACGUAGCAAUCACGGUUCGCGGUGGGUUUUGCGGGCUGGAGAAGAGUGUUAUUAUCCCGGCGGAGGUCGAGAAGUUGGAGUUAAUAGCCAGUGCGUCGCCGUUACACCGACUGUUAUUAGAAACAGUGGUGGUCGUAUCGGUCGAUUGCGAGCCAAUUAUCUAAUAUUCGGACUGCAACCGCUUUGGUUUCAUCUGACCAACGUGCUGUUACACGCGGCAGCUUGCGUCCUGUUUGCUAGGGUGUGUAUAUGCGUGGCGGGACUAAAACCCCCCUUUGCCACCCUUGCCGCCCUCUUGUUUGCUGCUCAUCCCAUCCACACUGAAGCAGUAAGUAAACACAUUUAA
This is a messenger RNA of Brassicogethes aeneus, 363 nucleotides long. The record is from the annotation of a GenBank genome assembly. NCBI's taxonomy places the organism in Eukaryota, Metazoa, Arthropoda, Insecta, Coleoptera, Nitidulidae.